AAUAAUCGGAGUCAAUUUUCAGGGAAGUCACGAUCGGUGAAAAACUCUCUGUGCACAUGCACACACCGGAGAUAUUAAUUUUUUCUUUAGCAGUAAAAUGGACACGUCGAGAGAAGAGAGAAGGUCGCUGCUGUCGCCAGCGGAUGAUAACUCUCACGACGUGCAAGGUCACAGAGGGUUCUAUGGCGCAAGUAGUUCUACGGAUGGAAAUAUCUCGCCUGUGCCCGCAGCAGCCAGCACAUCCUGUGGUAUCGUCAGCGACUCUGUGCCUUUCCUUCAAAUCACCCCUGGCCGUCCCGUGCACCCACACUACAUUGCGGACGUGUCUACAUCGACGCUCUUGGAAUCGGGCGAGGAGAGAUUUCGCUUGAUGCGCAGAGCGCUGGCCGACUCCAGAAGCAGUCGAGAGAGUCAGCCUCGCGCUAGCGCUGCCAGUGCCAGUUCAAGUGCGAAGUCCUGUGUACACAUAUCCUGGAGUCACGUGCACGUGCACAUACGCAAAUCCGUUUCGUUGCGGAGUAGACUUGGCUUCGAUUCUGCCGACAACGAAGACGACACUGACAACGGAUACGAUGGCCCUGCACCUAGGAGAUCGCAAUCACGUCCAGAUGAACAGUACGAAAAGACCAUUCUGAAAAAUGUGAGUGGCUCGGUGUCUCCAGGUCAACUCCUGGCCAUAAUGGGUGCAAGUGGCGCAGGCAAGACAACGCUACUGAACAUCUUAGCCGGUCGUAAUGCAUACGGAUUGGAGCUGACUGGCCAGAUUCAGAUCAACGGCGAGGCUGUGGAACCAGACUUUGUCUGCAGUGUGUCUGGUUAUAUCCAGCAGGAGGAUUUGUUUAUCUCCACUCUGACCGUGCGCGAGACACUCAUUUUCCAGGCUCUUCUUCGUAUGCCCCACGGCAACAGUGAGGCGCAACGGCUAGAAAGAGUCGAGGAAGUCUUGCAGGAGGUUGGAUUGCUUGACGUCGCUGGAUCCACCAUAGGAGACCCGCUGCGUAUCCGUGGAAUUUCCGGCGGUGAGCGGAAGCGUCUGUCCUUUGCAUCUGAGGUGCUGACUGAUCCUCCACUUCUCUUUGUGGAUGAACCUACCAGUGGCCUUGACUCCUACAUGGCUGAAUCUGUGGUGACAACGCUGCAAAACCUUGCACAGGCCGGACGCACCAUCCUCACCACUAUCCACCAGCCGGCAUCGGAGAUCUACACCAUGUUUGAUCGUGUUAUGCUAUUGGCGGAAGGCCGCACUGCCUUCUUGGGACCAUGCCAGGAGGCAAUCGAACACUUCAGAAGUCAAGGACAUGAGUGUCCGCCCAACUUCAAUCCGGCUGAUUUCUUUGUGCACAAACUUGCGAUUGUGCCGCGCAAGGAAGACGAGUGCAGGCAGAGAGUCAAGAGUAUUGCGGAUGCGUUCGAGGAGAGAAGGGAUCUGGCUCCGGAGGAAACCUACAAGGAAGAAAGCAGGGCGGCCAAUCUUGUCGGAAGGGAGAGGGAGUCAUGGUGCACUCAACUCAGAGUGAUCAUGAAGAGAUCAUGGCUGGCGUUUGUCCGGGACCCCGGUCUCAUUCGCGUGCGCUUCAUUCAGACUAUUUUCACUGCACUGCUGGCUGGCAUAGUGUACCUGAGAAUGGCGGAUAACCAGUCCAGAGUGCAGAACGCUGCUGGAAUCAUCUUCUUCAUGGUCACGAAUCAAGUCUUCAACCCUCUCUUCUCCGUGCUUCAAGUCUUUCCUCUCGAGUUACCGCUGUUCUUACGAGACGUUCAGAACAGAAUGUACGCUACAAAUGUCUACUUCCUCAGCAAAACCCUGACAGAGCUACCAUUCAACAUAUUCAAUGCAGCUGUGUACGUGUCAAUCACCUACUGGAUGGUGGGUCUGAACGACGAGCUGGAUCGAUUCGGAUACGCGGUGGCCAUGAUCGUCUUGGUUACGCUGUGUGCCAUCUCCAUGAGUUACUUUGUGUCGGCUGUGUCACCCACCAUCCACGUAGCUAUGGCCAUUGCUCCUAUGCUCCUCAUGCCCUUCCUGCUCUUCGGUGGACUCUUCAUCAAAGUCAGUGAGAUACCGGUAUUCCUUAAGUGGAUGACUCACAUCUCGUUUAUCAACUAUGCAUUCGAGGGCCUGCUGAUCAACGAGUGGCAUAACCGCAGUGUUGGGUCUGAUCCAGGUGAGCAAAUCCUCUAUGAGCAUGGAAAGCAGGUCAUUGAGCUGUAUGGCUUCGAGGAUAACAUGUCUCAUGCAUACUGGGAUAUCUACAAAGUGAUCAUGUGGGCGGCUGCAGUGCGCAUUCUCGCCUACAUCAUGCUCGAGGUACGCGUGUGGCGCUCAACUCACCGAUAAAUCCCAGAAGAGUUAGACCGCGUUUCAAGACGGAGGCUGCAUCUUUUGUUCACAGUGUUGUGCAUUAUUCGAGCAUGUGGCAAGUGCGGCAGUUUGUACAACUUUGUUUCCUAAGCCUGAUGUAUCUUUUCACAUGACAUCGUGGGCAUUGUGAAAACAUGAAUAGUAUCUUUUCACAUUACAUCGUGGGCAUUGUGAAAACACGAAUAGUAUCCUUUCUCUACUACGUAGUCCUGUUGCAUUUUCUUUUUUUACUUUACUUUCAACAGAUUUGUUUAUCCCCUGAAUGCAGGGUAAAUUUCUAUAUUGAGACACUUUGACAACAUUGUAUCGCCAUUUUGAAACAUUCAUGUAAAUUGAAAUAUUUACACUAUUCAAAGUCACUAGUACAAAGCACAUGUUUGUGUUAGCAUUCCAUUUUCCAACAUUUUGAAUAUGCUUCAACAUUUAAAAACAUUUCCAAGCCUCCUCA
Molecule: messenger RNA, 2810 nt
Organism: Sycon ciliatum
Lineage: Eukaryota; Metazoa; Porifera; Calcarea; Leucosolenida; Sycettidae
Product: protein white-like
Exons: 19
Coding region: 98-2338 (746 amino acids)
Biological process (GO): transmembrane transport
Cellular component (GO): plasma membrane
Molecular function (GO): ABC-type transporter activity; ATP binding; ATP hydrolysis activity
Source: RefSeq, a predicted model, not a curated record